AUGAAGCAACGGCAAUUUGUGUUUAUUUUAUGUAUCUUAACAAACCUAAUUGCGUUGUUUUGUGUCUCUGCAUAUACUCGUGAAAUUACUCAGACACUGCCAGCUUAUAUCAUCGCUUCGAAAACUGAUCUCAGCUCGACAAAAUGUGGAAAAGAAUUACAGAAUUUUCGAAAUGCUAUUGAUCAACGAAUACCAUGGAGUUUGAAAGUGUUAGAUUCCAGCGGCGGAUUUAAAUCAGGUUUUCUUUACGGUAAUACUUAUUGGCUCGGUAGUCGUAGCCAGUGUCUCGAUACGAUGAAUACGACUCCUUUACAGAUCGCAGAACAGAAAAUAUCAAAUAUUACGCUGUAUUGUGAUCCGCAUAAGGAGUUUCCGCCUUUUGAAGUAAAUUACUUCGUUGCUCAUCUGAGACAUAAUAGUACUCUUAAAUAUUAUGUAAAUGUAUUUAAUGAGAAUGUGAUUUCGCUCGGACUUUGUUUACCAGCAUCGUGCACUAUAAGUGAACUAAUUCUUAUUUUGAAAAGAGUAUUUCAUGAUAAAAUUACUUUAAUUGAUGAUCUUUAUUCCGUGGAUUUCCAAUUAAUCCAAGUUAAAGAUCUAAAAGAUAAUAAUGAAUGGCUAUCCAGCAAAGCCUUAUUUUUAGUCGGUAUAAUCUUGGUGUUUACUUUUUUUAUGACAACAAUUGGAACAUUAUAUGAUUUAUUCAUUCAUCAAAAACAUAUGAAGAAAAAUGCAACAAAUAAUGGCAAUGUAAAGCACGUAUCCAAGGAUAUAAAUACGGAAAUAAAUGUGUUUUCAUAUCAAAAAAAUAUAAUUGGAGAAAUCUUAAUAUGUUUCUCUGUUUAUACAAAUACGAAAGAAAUAUUUCGCACAAAAUUAGAUACUGGUACAAUAUCCACCCUUCAUGGCGUAAGAUUUCUAGGCAUGUGUUGCAUAAUCAUGUCCCAUACAGUUAUUUAUGCAAUGGAUUUUAUUGAUAAUAAAAUAUGGGUGUGGAGGAGACAGUUUUACCAUAUUAACAAUUAUAUAGUUGGUAUUAGAAUUGUAUCAAUCGACUUUUAUUUUCUUUUAAGCGGAUGUUUAGUGACUUAUAUAUAUUUGAUGAGUAAAAUGAACAAAGGACAGAUUGAGUCGAAUUGUAGAGAAAAGUUAAUUGAAUUAUUUGUUCAUAUAAUAAAAAGAUUUAUUCGACUGACACCGGCUUACAUGAUGGUGUUAGGUAUAUUUCAAUUAAGCUCGGUUUGGUUUGAUAAGACGUCCCAAUUUUAUGUGAGCGAAAAAUCGCAUGAAACUUGCGCUAAGUAUUGGUGGAGAAAUCUUCUAUAUAUAAAUAAUUUUUUUGGUCUUGAUGCAAUGUGUAUGAGUUGGAGCUGGUAUAUAGCUAAUGACAUGCAAUUGUAUAUAAUUACUAUGAUAUUGUUGAUUUUGUCGACUACAUAUUUCUACACCGCUGUUACGAUAUUGGGUGCACUUUUAAUUGUCUCAAUUAUUCUUAGCGGUUAUACUUCUUAUGUUUAUGAAAUUGUACCAUUUCAGACGUAA
Atta colombica is the source of this 1542-nucleotide messenger RNA. RefSeq names its product nose resistant to fluoxetine protein 6-like. The transcript is spliced from 9 exons. The record is from RefSeq and is a predicted model, not a curated record. Bases 1 to 1542 code for a protein of 513 amino acids. Gene Ontology annotation, molecular function: acyltransferase activity, transferring groups other than amino-acyl groups. NCBI's taxonomy places the organism in Eukaryota, Metazoa, Arthropoda, Insecta, Hymenoptera, Formicidae.